Messenger RNA from Onychostoma macrolepis, 1592 nucleotides. RefSeq names its product polymeric immunoglobulin receptor-like. The record is from RefSeq and is a predicted model, not a curated record. The transcript is spliced from 5 exons. NCBI's taxonomy places the organism in Eukaryota, Metazoa, Chordata, Actinopteri, Cypriniformes, Cyprinidae. The coding region runs from base 132 to 1565 and encodes 477 amino acids.
UCAAAUAAGGAAGCAGAAAUUUGAGAGAGACAUUUGGAUACUAAUGACGAAAGAACUUUUAUUAGUUCUUGCUUUCCCUGGAUUGUGAUCUGAUCUGUAUUUCUCUAAAUAUAUGUGAGAGUCAGUCUGGAAUGAGGGUCGCCGUCAUCAUCUUCAUCACUCUCUGCCUGAUGCCAGGUCGGGGAAUUUGUUUCAGUGUGAUUGGCUGCACUGGAGGGAGUUUAAUGUUCAAGUGCACGUACAAGUCUAAUGAUCAGCAUAAAGUAAAGUAUUUCUGCAGAAACAGAGACUGUACGAUAGGAAUCAGUACUGAGCUUCAGCGCCGCUGGGUUAAUAACGAGAGAUUCAAUCUCUAUGAUGAUGAAAACAGCAGAUUCUUCACAGUGUUCAUCAGGAACCUCAGCAGAGAGGAUGAAGGGAAAUACACAUGUGGAGACAAACAGAAAUGGAAACAUGAUGUUACAUUAGUGGUGAACAACAACUCUUCUUCUUGUGGGACGUCUGUUAUCCGAUCUGCAUAUAUUGGUCAAACGAUCACUUUCCACUGUAAAUAUGAUCAUAAGUUUAAAACACACACCAAAGUCUUCUACAGAGUGAACGUGGAUCCUGUGCAUGUGCUGAACAGCUCUCAAUCAUCACAAUCAUCUGAGGAGAAGUUCAUCCUGACUGACAGACAGAAAGAUCAUUUUACUGUGACCAUCAGAGACAUUUCUGCAGAGGAUGGUGGAGUUUAUUUAUGUGGAGUGGAGAGAGACGGAUCAGAUAAACCACCUUCAGAAACAUCAAUUACUCACAUCACCUUCAUUAAAGAGAUUGAGCUGAAUGUUUAUAGUCAAAUAACUUCUGUCCAGGUUCAGGCCUACAUCAGUAAAUCAGUCUUCAUCACGUGUAAAUUUCCACAAGAAUUCAAAGAAAACAAGAAAUUCAUCCAGAAAGAUUCAUCACAGAAGAUCCCUGUUGAUGAACAGAAGCGAUGGGUCCGUCAUGAUAAAGUGCACAUGUAUGAUGAUACCAGUAAAGGACUGUUGAAGGUUUUUAUCAGUGAUUUAACUGCAGCUGAUGAAGCGACGUACAGAUGUGGAGUGAAUACUGCUGAUGAUGAUCUGUUCACUGAGAUCAAACUGACAGUCAGUCAAGUUGAUCAUUUUCGUGAAUCAAGUAAAUCAGUUGCUAUUAUUGGUGAAAGUGUGAAACUGACCUGUAAUUACCCUGAGAAACACAAGAUCAUCAAACACAUCUGCAAAGAGAACAAGAAGAAGAUCUGUCAGAACAUCAGUUCAUCAGAGAAGCAGCGCUUUGAGUUUUCUGAGAGUGCAGCAGGAGUUUUUACAGUGAACAUCAGUAAUGUGAGGCUGAGAGAUGCUGGAGUUUACUGGUGUGGAGCAGAAACCAGACACACGCAUCUGACUUCUGUUUCUCUCACCAACAAACACGAACUGACUUCAUCCAGUAUGUACAGCAACCAUAAACCAUGCACUUCAAUAAUAUAUGCCUGUAUUUUACAAAAAGUUAUUCAUGCUAAGUUUUUGAAAGCAAAAUGUUGUUUAGACAUGUCCUUUAAAUGACGCAUUGUUCAAAUGAUUAAAUAAAGG